This is a messenger RNA of Naegleria fowleri, 843 nucleotides long. RefSeq lists its product as uncharacterized. The transcript has a single exon. Lineage: Eukaryota; Heterolobosea; Eutetramitea; Acrasida; Naegleriidae. Bases 1 to 843 code for a protein of 280 amino acids. The record is from RefSeq and is a predicted model, not a curated record.
AUGGAAUAUACAAAAUACUUACUGCAAUGCAAUGAAUUUAAUGAAAACACUUCAGCUCGAGUCUCCAAAAUUGUCGAAACGAAAUAUUUAAAUUUUCCUUGGGAUGGAGAUGGGCAAGGAAUUAUUGAACAGAUUCCAUGGGUGAUUAAUGAUUUUAUCAAAACUGGAAAUGGCGAUUUUUAUACAUGUAACGAAAAGGCUGAUAUUUCCCCAAUAGUUGACGAUCGAUGUUUUGAGUAUUUUUCAUGUUUUCUCGCCAUGCUGAGAGGUAAUGGUGGUUGUAUCAAACACUUGUUGCGAGUUGCUCCGUCUAAUUUCACUAAAAGUGAGCGCCUAAUUCCAUUCUUAGGUUAUUCUACGUCUGCCUUCAAGUACUUGCAUGAAUCUCUACGGUAUGACAAGAACAAAUUACGAAACAUGCUAGAGGUGAAUGGAAAUAUUUUGAAAUAUUUGACAUCUAUCGAGUAUGAGCAUGUAGUUUCAAUUGACAGAGAUUUAGUGGUAUUUUGUGUUGUGAACGGAUGUAAAUUGCAUAAUAUUCCUUCCUUCAUUCCGUUUGAUAGAGAAAUGGCAAUUUCAGUACUUCAGAAAAUGAAAGAACUUUAUGUACAUCAACAAUCAUCCAGAUGGCACGACUUGAUCGAUGAGAUGUUUAAACGAUUUAGAAAUGAUUUGGAUGUAACAUGUGCCAUGUUAAAACGAGAUUCAUUUUUGUCAAUACAUAGAUGCACACAGUUGCUCGAAGACAAAGAUGCUCUUUUAGAAUUAGUGAAAUUUGGACCUAUAUUGAACAAUGUUUCGAAAUCCGUUCAAAAUGCUCACAGAGAGAUCGUUGUUAUUUGA